GGAUUGUCUGGCUCGACAGCGGGCAUCGGGACACCAGGUAUGACAGCGGGCACUGGGUCACCAGGCAUCAGGUCAUUUGGCUCGCCUGCGGGCACCGCGUCAUCUGGCAAGGCAGUGGGCACCGAGUCACCAGCAACGACAGCGGGCUCUGAGUCAAUUGGCACGACAGCGGGCACCGGAUCAGGUACCGGAUCGUCUGGAUCAACAGCGGGCAUCGAGUCAACUGGCCUAAUAGGAUCAUCAGGCUGGAUCAGCUGGGUACAGCAUCAGGGGUACAGGCAUGGGUACAGGCAUCAGGCUGAAGUGCGGGUGCCGAGGCACCAGGCUGAACCACGGAAGGCAGGUUCUCAGACGGCAGGC
Messenger RNA from Staurois parvus, 360 nucleotides. The record is from the annotation of a GenBank genome assembly. NCBI's taxonomy places the organism in Eukaryota, Metazoa, Chordata, Amphibia, Anura, Ranidae.